AUGGAUAUAGUCGAAUCGCGAGAAGAUCUUCAGACAAAAUUUGAUCCACAAGCUAAGAAACGCUGGGUUGUUAUUUUCAUCUCAGCUUCAGCAAUUAUUUCUAUUUGUGCCAUCAUAACAGUGCUUGUUGUGGCAAAAACAGAAACUAUAACUGUGUUGAAAGAUUGCCAUGUUGAAUUCAAAGGUGAUCCUGUUGGAAUCAAUGAAUGCCUGAAGUCACAUUGUAGAUUUGAUACCGAGGUUUGUUCAUCUCCAUGUCCAUUUGGUUAUGAGACAAAUGACAGAGAUUGUCAGAUUAGUUGUGAAUGCGCAAGCGAAGGUGUAUUUGAAGGAGAUAUAAGAUUUGAUAUGGAUAGUCUUCCUACAUUUUUAAAGGACUAUGGCUACGUUGAGGAGAAUUUUGAUUCAGGUAGAAGGAGGACUGAAGCAGUAGUUUCACUCUGGGGCAUACAGUCUGAAGAUGGUCGACAUAAUAUUCCUUAUACUAUUAGUGAGAGGCUUUCAAGCAAAGCUCGAUCUGCUAUUGAAUCAUCAGCUAAAAAUUUAUCAUCGAUAACCUGUGUAGAUUUUGUUCCCCGAAAAUCAGAAGAACAACACAUUCGAUUCGUUUCCAAGGUUGGAUGUUGGUCUGGUAUUGGAAAGAGUGGAGCAACUCACGAUAUAUCAAUAGGUGUUGGAUGUGAAAAUGAAGCUUCCGUCUCACAUGAGCUAAUUCAUGUACUUGGUUUCCAUCAUGAACAAUCUAGACCAGAUAGAGAUGGCUAUGUUGAUAUUUUGUAUGAAAAUAUAAAACCAGGUGAUAUAAAUUCAUAA
Styela clava is the source of this 813-nucleotide messenger RNA. Lineage: Eukaryota; Metazoa; Chordata; Ascidiacea; Stolidobranchia; Styelidae. The record is from RefSeq and is a predicted model, not a curated record.